Molecule: messenger RNA, 1076 nt
Organism: Arabidopsis lyrata subsp. lyrata
Lineage: Eukaryota; Viridiplantae; Streptophyta; Magnoliopsida; Brassicales; Brassicaceae
Exons: 5
Coding region: 158-901 (247 amino acids)
Source: RefSeq, a predicted model, not a curated record
UUAUAAAACGUGUGUAGUAAGUUUCGCGAAGAACCCUAGAUCUUCUAUUUCAUUCACCGAGAUCUAUCGAAGAGAAGCAAGCAAAUCUGUGUUUCAGAAACAACAAAACCUCUCUCUCUCUCUCUCAAACUCACUGAUUCGUGUGUGUUGUGUUCCGAUGGAGAUCGAUCGCACGUUUGUAAUAUUUGAUUGCAAACCCAAUGGUAGUGAUUUAUUCUUCGGAGGAGCCAUAGUCUUGUCUCAGACGCUGGGUGAUAGUUUGGCUUUCGGUAAUAUCGAUUUUGAGCGCAACUACAAGGCGAUCCACUCCAUGCUCAACAAUAGAAUGUGGAUGGUUCAUGACAAAGUCAAUUGUGCAAGGUUGACUUACGGAUGUAAUAAAAUUGGAAAACCACCUCCCACUCCCACAUCUGUAAUUGAUACAUCUCUCUUCACGUCGUCCAAAACGAAGCUGGGCCGAGCUGCUGUAAUGUUCGGUUUGGGUAAUGGUCCUAAUGGAUAUGAAUCGAACCUUUCUGCUAUCUUGGCAUGUACAGAGAUCAUGUCAAAGUUGGAUGUGCCAAUGGAGACUUUAAAUGAUACAGUCCAUCCUAUGAUUUAUUAUCUCAUGCAAUAUAAUGAUCAGAUGAAUGAUGAGGUCAGAGCCCGCUAUUUUAACGAGGCCGAGUAUCCAUCACUCAACAAGAUUGACGAUAUACCAAUCAUGAUGUUGGUGGACGAUGUGCUAACGACACGCAAGGCUGAGUUCAAGAAACUCUACUCUGAGCGACAGAAACAAAAGGAGGAUGAGAGCAAGGAUCUGGUGUAUUACGAUUACAAUAACAUUCUAUCUCGUAAGGAUGAUGAUGAUGAUGAGGAUUCUGACAAUGACCAAGACCAGGAUAUGAUGAACGAUGACUAAGUAGGCGUGGGUUGCUUCAUUGAUCAUCUUGUAUGGAUUUCAUGUUUGUUAGUGUUUUAAACACAAGCUUUUCGCAGAGUUUCUAUGUGUGUGUGGACCUUUUGUUUUUCUAUCCAACUUAAACCUUAGUUUGAAAUCCAAGAUAUUAUAUUAGAUGAAAUCGAGAUAUUUUCUC